Oncorhynchus masou masou (cherry salmon) is the source of this 5979-nucleotide messenger RNA. RefSeq lists its product as uncharacterized. The transcript is spliced from 2 exons. The record is from RefSeq and is a predicted model, not a curated record. Lineage: Eukaryota; Metazoa; Chordata; Actinopteri; Salmoniformes; Salmonidae. Bases 2479 to 3180 code for a protein of 233 amino acids.
UCACUUACAACGCCAAACUUUUUUCCAAAUUAGCUCCAUAAUAUCGACAGAAACAUGGCAAAUGUUGUUUAGAAUCAAUCCUCAAGGUGUUUUUCACAUAUCUAUUCGAUAAUCUAUCAGUGGUGGCAGUUGGCUUCUCAUCAGAAGCAAACGGAAAAAUACUGCAGCUGGAGAUUACGCAAUAAUUGCGACGGAGGACACCAAGCGACCACCUGGUAGAUGUAGUCUCUUAUGGUCAAUCUUCCAAUGAUAUGCCUACAAAUACGUCACAAUGCUGUCGACACCUUGGGGAAGCGACAGAAAGCCUAAGCUCAUUCGUGGCCCAUUCACAGCCAUAUAAGGAGUCAUUGGCAUGAUGCGAUUUUUAUCUGUUUUUUUUUCUGUAACAUCAGUUCUGUGGCACUCACAGACAAUAUCUUUGCAGUUUUGGAAACAUCAGAGUGUUUUCUUUCCAAAGCUGUCAAUUAUAUCCAUAGUCAAGCAUCUUUUCGUGACAAAAUAUCUUGUUUUAAACGGGAACGUUUUUCAUCCAAAAAUUAAAAUAGCGCCCCCUAUAUCCAAGAAGUUAAGGCACAUGUUCCAGGAGGCAUUUCUGCCAAAAAAACGCAUUUUGCUAAAAAAAAAGAUGAUGUUGAAAUGGCUCUCGUGUGAAGUAGUGACCCGCGACAUACACCUAGUUUCCUGAAACGGGUAUAUUUCAGAAAAAGGCUCAGUGUUGUUAUCCUCACAAAGUGGGGUAUUGAAAACAGUGGUGUCAAUACCUUUCUAAGAUUUGUUUUAUUACUUGUUAAACAUAUAUUUCACUGAGCACUUAUUGGUAGAAAAUAAUAUAAUUUUCCGCAUUUUUGGAGCACACAAUGUAGCUGAGUAUUUGAAUGAUUUAUUUUAUGCAGGCAUUUUUGCUCAUAUUUAUCAAGGGUGUCAAUUUCAGGACCUCCACUGUAUGUGUAUAAAUAUAUGUCAGGUGUAUAUCUGCGGGGAAAGUGUGGAAGCCAAGCAGGCAGUGAUAGCGGUAGCCAUCAAGCUGGGUUUCAGUGCCCUGGACCGGGAUUUCUCUCAGUGGCCCGGGAGCUGGAGGACUUCCCCCUACAGCUGUUCCCCCAGUGGAGGCUCCCCUGCGCAUCGCCAUUGGCCUCAGUGCUGCCUUCUUCUUCUACCUGCUGAUCAGAGACAUCAUCUAUGCAUACGUCACCCAGAGCAAAGACAUCUCCUUCAGAAUCAUGGUCUCACUGGCCAACAAGGUGUGUCCCAUCGUGUCUCUGAUCAUGCUGUCUCUCUGUUACCUGCCUGGUGUCCUGGCUUCCUUCCUGCAGCUCUACAGAGGCACCAAGUACAGGUCAGUCCUUUGUGUGUAUGUGAGUGUGGUUGCAUACAUGUAUGUUUAAUCAAUGUUGUGUACUUACAGUUGAAGUCAGAAGUUUACAUGCACUUUGGUUGGAGUCGUGAAAACUCGUUUUUCAACCACUCGGGGCAGCUCGGGACUGAGGAAGCUCAGGACAGAGAAGAAGCUCAGGACUGAGAGGAAGCUCAGGACUGAGAGGAAGCUCAGGCAGGUUGAUAAAUCGAGCAGAUCCUGGCUGGCUGGCGGUUCCGGCAGAUCCUGGCUGGCUGGCGGUUCCGGCAGCUCCUGGCUGGCUGGCGGUUCCGGCAGUUACUGGCUGGCUGGUGGUUCCGGCAGAUCCUGUCUCGCUGGCGGUUCCGGCAGAUCCUGGCUGAAUGGCGGAUCCUGGCUGACUGGCGGAUCUGGAAGAUCCUGGCUGACUGGUGGAUCCUGGCUGACUGGCGGAUCCUGGCUGAAUGGCGGAUCCUGGCUGACUGGCAGUUCUGGCGGAUCCUGGCUGAAUGGUGGAUCCUGGCUGACUGGCAGAUCCUGGCUGAAUGGCAGAUCCUGGCUGACGGGCGGUUCCGGCAGAUCCUGGCUGAAUGGCGGAUCCUGGCUGACUGGCGGAUCUGGAAGAUCCUGGCUGACUGGUGGAUCCUGGCUGACUGGCGGAUCCUGGCUGACUGGCAGUUCUGGCAGAUCCUGGCUGAAUGGUGGAUCCUGCCUGAAUGGCGGAUGCUGGCUGACUGGCGGAUCCGGCAGAUCCUGGCUGAAUGGCGGAUUCUGGCUGAAUGGCGGAUCCUGGCUCCCCCUCCUUAGCGUCCCUUGAGUGGCAACCCUCGCCGCUAACCUUGGCCUAGGAACCCUAACAACGGGCCACACUGGACUGAGGGGCAGCUCCGGACUGAGGGGCAACUCGGGACCGAGGAAGCUCAGGACUGAGAGGAAGCUCAGGACUGAGAAGAAGCUCAGGACUGAGAGGAAGGUCAGGACUGAGAAGAAGCUCAGGACUGAGAGGAAGCUCAGGCAGGUUGAUAAAUCGAGCAAAUCCUGGCUGGCUGGUGGUUCCGGCAGACCCUGGCUGACUGGCGGUUCCGGCAGACCCUGGCUGACUGGCGGUUCCGGCAGACCCUGGCUGAAUGGCAGAUCCUGUCUGAAUGGCGGAUCUGGCGGCGCUGGGCAGACUGGCGGCACUGGCGGCGCUGGGCAGACUGGCGGCACUGGCAGCGCUGGGCAGACUCGCGGCACUGACGGCACUGGACAGACUGGCGGCGCUAGGCAGACUGGUGGCGCUAGGCAGACUGGCGGCGCUGGGCAGACUGGCGGCGCUGGGCAGACUGGCGGCGCUGGGCAGACUGGCGGCACUGGGCAGACUGGCGGCACUGGGCAGACUGGCGGCACUGGGCAGACUGGCGGCACUGACGGCACUGGACAGACUGGCGACGCUGCGCAGACGGGUAGCUCAGGCGGCGCUGGGCAGACGGGUAGCUCAGGCGGCGCUGGGCAGACAGGUGGCUCAGGCGGCGCUGGGCAGACUGGCGGCACUGGCGGCGCUGGGCAGACUGGUGGCACUGGCGGCGCUGGGCAGACUGGCGGCACUGACGGCGCUGGACAGACUUGCGGCGCUAGGCAGACUGGUGGCAAUGGGCAGACCGGCGGCGCUGGGGAGACUGGCGGCGCUGGGCAGACUGGCGGCGCUGGGCAGACUGGUAGCACUGGGUAGACUGGCCGCGCUGGGUAGACUGGCGGCACUGACGGCGCUGGGCAGACUGGUGGCGCUGGGCAGACUGGCGGUGCUGGGCAGACUGGCGACACUGACGGCGCUGGGCAGACUGGCGGCGCUGGGCAGAGACGGGUAGCUCAGGCGGCGCUGGGCAGAUUGGUAGCUCAGGCGGCGCUGGGCAGACAGGUGGUUCAGGCGGCGCUGGGCAGACUGGCGGUGCUGGCAGUGCUGGGCCGACUGGCGGCGCUGGGCAGACGGGUGGCUCAGGCGGCGCUGGGCAGACGGGUGGCUCAGGCGGCGCUGGGCAGACUGGCGGCACUGCCGGCGCUGGGCAGACUGGCGGCACUGGCGGCGCUGGGCAGACUGGCGGCACUGGCGGCGCUGGGCAGACUGACGGCGCUGGGCAGACUGGCGGCACUGACGGCGCUGGGCAGACGGGUAGCUCAGGCGGCGCUGGGCAGACAGGUGGCUCAGGCGGUGCUGGGCAGACUGGCGGCACUGGCGGCUCUGGGCAGACUGGUGGCACUGGGUAGACUGACGGCACUGGGCAGACUGGCGGCGCUGGCGGCGCUGGGCAGACUGGCGGCGCUGGUGGCGCUGGGCAGACGGGUAGCUCAGGCGGAGCUGGACAGAGAAGCUCUGGCGCCUCUGGACUGAGGGGCUCUGGCGCCUCUGGACUGAUGGGCUCUGGCGCCUCUGGACUGAGGGGCGGAAACUCUGAUAGCACCGGACAGGCGGGAGCACCUGUGUUGAUGGAACGGAGAGACAGCCUGGUGCGGGGUGCCGGCACUGGUGGUACCGGGCUGGACACACACACCUUAGGGCGAAUGCCUUGCAUACUACACCAAAUCAACUCCUCUCUCUCUUCACACUCCCCCAAUUCUAUUAACACCUCCUCGAGUGUCUCCUCAUCUCCCAUCCGUUCACUCUCCUCCAUUCUGUCCAAUAACUCCUCGACCCCCUCAGACUCAGCCCUCAGCUUCGCCGAUAGCUCCGAUAACAUCCAUGGCUCCUUACGGUUAACAGGGGAAGUUGGCUCAGGUCUGGCUCCUGCCUCUGCCACACUCUCCCUGUGCCCCCCCCCAAGAAAUUUUUGGGGGUGACUCUCGGGCUUCCAGCCGCUCUGCCGUGCUAGCUCUUCAUAAUGUCGCCUCUCUGCUUUCGCUGCCUCCAGCUCGGCUUUGGGGCGGCAAUAUUCCCCUGGCUCUGCCCAGGGUUCUUUCCCGUCAAGGAUCUCCUCCCAAGUCCACUUCUCCAAAUAGAGCAGCCUCUCCCACUGCUGCUGCUGCUGUUGCUCCUGCUUCUGCUUCUCCUGCUGCUGCUUCUGCUGCUACCUCUGCAGCUGCUGCUGUUGCUGCUGCCUCUGUUUACCACGCCGCUUGGUCCUUGGUUGGUGGGUAAUUCUGUACUGGUUUUCUUGUGGGGAAAGAGAGGUAGACCAAAAUGCAGCGUGGUUAGUUUUGUGCAUCUUUAAUAAAGAUGAAAGUACUACAAUUUACAAAACAAGAACCGUGAAAAAACCAAAACAGUUCUAUCUGGUGCCACAAACACAAAGACAGGAACAAUUACCCACAAAACCCAACACAAAACAGGCUACCUAAAUAUGUUUCCCAAUCAGAGACAAUGACUAACACCUGCGUCUGAUUGAGAACCAUAUCAGGCCUAACCUAGAAAUGGACAAACCAGACACACAACAUAGAAUGCCCACCCAGCUCACGUCCUGACCAACACUAAAACAAGGAAAACACACACGAACGAUGGUCAGAACGUGACACAAACUAUCUCAAUUUGGUUGUGGUCGAGGGAUUGUGGAGGCCAGGUCAUCUGAGGCAGGACUCCAUCACUCUCAUUCUUGGUAAAAUAGCCCUUACACCGCCUGGAGGUGUGUUGGGUCAUUGUCCUGCUCCUUUGCACCCCAGUAUCUCUACUUGCGCAUUCAUCUUCUGCACAUCUAUCACUCCAGUGUUUAAUUGCUAAAUUGUAAUCUUACCUCAUUUGUACACAUUGUAUAUAGAUUUUUUUUCUUCCCUAUUGUGUUUUUGACUGUACAUUUGUUUAUUCCAUGUGUAACUCUGUGUUGUUGUUUGUGUUGCACUGCUUUGUUCAUCUUGGCCAGGUUGCAGUUGUAAAUGUAUGAUGUAAUGUAAAUGUAAAUGAGAACUUGUUCUCAACUGGCCUACCUGGUUAAAUAAAGUUGAAAAUUUAAAUCAAAUAAAUGAUAGUCCCACUAAACCCAAACCAGAUGGGAUGGUGUAUCGCUGCAGAAUGCUGUGGUAGCCGUGUUUGUUAAGUGUGCCAUGAAUUCUAAAUAAUUCGCAGACAGUGUCACCAGCAAAACACCCCCACACUAUAUCACCUCCUCCUCCAUGCUUUACGGUGAGAAACACACAUGCGGAGAUGAUCCGUUCAACCACACUGCGUCUCACAAAAACACAGCGGUUAGAAACAAAAAUCUCUAAUUUGGGCUCAAGACCAAACAACAAAUUUCCACUGGUCUAUUGUCCAUUGCUCGUAUUUCUUGGCCCAAUCAAGUCUCUUCUUAUUAGUGUCCUUUAGAAGUCGUUUCUUUGCAGCAAUUAAACUAUGAAAGCCUGAUUCAUACACUCUCCUCUGAACAGUUGGUUUAGAUGUGUCUGUUAUUUGAACUCUGAAGCAUUUAUUUGGGCUGCAAAUAUGAGGCUAGUAACUCUAAUGAAUUUAUCCUCUGCAGCAGAGGUAACUCUGGGUCUUCCAUUCCUGUGGUGGUCCUCAUGAGAGCCAGUUUCAUCCUAGCGCUUGAUGGUUUUUGCGACUGCACUUGAAGAAACUUUCAAAGUUCUUGGCAUUUUCUGGAUUAACUGACCGUCAUGUCUUAAAGUAAUGCUGGACUGUUGUUUGUCUUUGCUUAUUUGAGCUGUUCUUUCCAUAAUAUGGACUCAGUCUUUUACCAAAAACU